Messenger RNA from Osmia bicornis bicornis, 3137 nucleotides. RefSeq names its product sodium- and chloride-dependent glycine transporter 1-like. Gene Ontology annotation, cellular component: membrane. The record is from RefSeq and is a predicted model, not a curated record. Gene Ontology annotation, biological process: sodium ion transmembrane transport. The transcript has 11 exons. NCBI's taxonomy places the organism in Eukaryota, Metazoa, Arthropoda, Insecta, Hymenoptera, Megachilidae. Bases 640 to 2793 code for a protein of 717 amino acids.
UCUCGUUUCGUCUCGCCUCGUCUCGUCACGUUUCGUCUCGUCCCGUUCCGUUCCGUCUCGUCUGCUCUAUCUCUGAUCUCCUCCACUUCUUUCAGUGUCACCUCGCUUCUCUCGCAGUCACUGUUUAACAUCACCGGUGGCUGGUGCACGAGACGAGUAGCCAAAUUAAGAAAUCAUUAUAGCAGUGCUCGAGUGCCGGACAAACAACCUACGUAAAACCGGUUGUUUCGUAGCUGUGACCUUGAAAGGCAGUGGCAGUUCGUGUCUCUGACCUUGGCGCACGGUUCACCAAGUUCUCCAAUGGCAGCGCGACAACCAGUGGCUUACUAACCACAGCUGAUCGAGCAACGGCCAAGCGGAAUUCCGGCGGACGUCCACGGAGAACGUUACGUCAUCGGGGAUAAUCAGGAGACGGACGAAUGAAGCUCUGAAGAAUGAAUAUCAAAGACAGGAAGUUGUUUAGAAGAAUCAAUGAAAUGGAAAUUAGCGAAACUUACAGUACGAACGAAAAUUUGCAUUAACGAUGGAUGCUAAUGGAUUUGGAACAAAGACGCCAGCAGCAGUUGUCGGAUAUUCGCAGAGCAUGAAGAGGAGAAGACUCGAUUGACUUCGUAGACGCGUUCGGUGCCAGUUUGGAGGAUGGAGGAGUCCUCGCCAAGGAUUCGUUCCUAUCUGGAAUGCUGGGACCAGAACGAAGACAAGUACUCGGUGGCGAACAGCCAAGCACCAUUGCAAGCUGGCGAGGACGAACAUCCGGAACGUGGCACAUGGACGGGAAAAUUCGACUUCCUGUUGUCUCUUCUGGGCUACAGCGUUGGCCUAGGAAACGUUUGGCGAUUCCCGUAUCUGUGCUACUCGAACGGAGGUGGUGCUUUUCUAAUACCGUUUACGAUAAUGCUCAUCAUCGCUGGACUACCCUUGAUGUUCAUGGAACUAUCUUUAGGGCAGUACGCGAGCCUUGGCCCAGUGGCAGCUUACAAACGUUUCUGCCCCCUCUUGCGUGGCCUGGGUUAUGGAAUGGUGUUAGUCAGCUCGGUGGUGAUGCUUUAUUACAACUUGAUCAUCGCCUGGACGCUUUAUUACAUCUUUGAUUCAGUGGCUGGAGCUGGUAACUUACCAUGGAGCAAAUGCGAAUCACCAUGGAGCACCGAGGAUUGCUUCAUGCCAGAAGCUGCCGAGGCGUGUGCGUUUCAGAACAUGAGCUACUUCAAAAGAAAAUGCUUGAAUUCUACCCAGAUGGCAUCAAUGGGUUUGACCAUAGAAAAUAUCACCAGCGCCAUUAGGAGACCACCGGCUGAAGAAUAUUUCAACAAUCACGUAUUGGGAAUGAGUAGUGGAAUCGAGGAGACUGGGUCUAUUCGACCCUCGAUGGCGGUGAACCUCCUGUUAGCUUGGAUCAUCGUCUUCCUCUGUCUGAGCAAAGGUGUUCAAAGCUCAGGAAAGGUUGUGUACUUCACUGCUCUGUUCCCGUACUUCGUUUUGAUUGUUCUUUUCGUUCGGGGCAUUUUGCUACCCGGUGCCAGCGAGGGUAUUCUCUUUUAUCUUACGCCCGAUUGGAGAAGACUGAUGUCCGCGAAAGUAUGGGGCGACGCAGCGGUGCAAAUCUUCUUCGCUCUGAGCCCAGCUUGGGGUGGCCUCAUCACUCUCAGCUCCUACAACAAAUUCAACAACAAUUGUUACAAGGAUUCGCUGAUCGUCGCGGUCAGUAACAUCGGCACGUCUUUUUUCGCCGGUUUCGUAAUUUUCUCUGUGAUCGGAUUCCUGGCCCACGAGCUUGAUGUCCCGGUCGCCUCGGUCGUCGAUCAGGGGGCUGGAUUAGCAUUUAUCGUCUAUCCUGAAGUAGUAGCUCGUUUACCAGUGGCCCCAGUCUGGUCGCUGCUUUUCUUCGUGAUGCUUCUUAGCCUGGGCCUGGAUUCGCAAUUUGCAUUGAUGGAAACUGUCACUACUGCGAUUCUCGACGCUUUUCCGGCAUUGAGGAACUACAAAUUCUGGGUUGUAUUCGCGGCGGCUGUUUUCGGUUACGUCGGUGGAAUCAUUUUCACUACCAAUGCUGGAAUGUAUUGGCUGCAAUUGAUGGACAAAUACGCAGCCAAUUGGUCGGUGCUGUUGAUCGCUAUAGUAGAGUGUAUCCUGGUCGCUUGGAUCUAUGGCGCGGAUCGAUUUCUCGACGAUGUCCAGCAAAUGAUUGGACCACGUAGCCGUCUUUGGAGAUUUUUCUGGACUUGGAUGUGGAAAGUUAUUACUCCUGCUACGUUGUUCUUCAUUCUCUUCUUCAAUUGGGUCGAAUACGAACCCCUGAAAUACGGAGGAUACGUGUAUCCAAGAUGGGCGGACAUCGUUGGAUGGGUCGUCGGUAUGAUACCCAUUCUGGUCAUCGUUUUCGUGGCCAUCAACCAACUGAGAGACCCUCGUCGUCGAUUAGCAUACGACGACGACGACGAUGACGACGACGACCUGGACGGCAGACCCUCUGCUCAAAGAUCAGGAAAACGGAAAACGAAGAAAAGCAAGAACAAGAGCGUAUGGUGGCGUGCAAAGAUGCUUUUGCAGCCUACUUCCGACUGGGGCCCCGCGGCUAGGAAUUCCUUGACCCCGUCGAGAACUCUUACUCACACACCGUCACCAGGACCGCCAGGAGGAUACGAUUCCGUAAGGGACACCAUAGUCUUGGUAAACGGUCAACCAAUGAUGGUGCAACCGUCGACCACAUCCGGCACCGCUCAGAAGCUUCCUGGACCAUCGAUCCUCAAAAAUUCAAGUAAAACCGAUCUAAUCACAUCUCAGCAAGUCUGACACGAUGUUCAUUUUAUCAAUAACGACGAGUCUGCCCAGAGAUCUAUCGCCAAAAAUACAACGCGCCAAUAACAGGUAGUCGAGUAUCGCGGAUAGCUUCGUAACCAAGAGAUAGGUGAACAAAAGGAUGUCUUUGAAUGUUCCCGCAAUAGAAGAGAGAUUUCUACGAAUUUAUUUUUUUAAAGAAGAAUAGCCAGAGUAUUUUCUGAUAUAUUCAAAUCUCAACAAUUCUAGCGCCUUAUAUUUUUUCCAUUCGAGCAAAGAUAAGUUCCGUUCAUUCCGUUGAAAUCACUUGAAAGAUCUAUUUUCUUAUUCAAAUAAAUUAAUUUCAAUUUAUUUUUAAA